Molecule: messenger RNA, 1237 nt
Organism: Apis dorsata (giant honeybee)
Lineage: Eukaryota; Metazoa; Arthropoda; Insecta; Hymenoptera; Apidae
Gene: Arl6IP1
Product: ADP-ribosylation factor-like protein 6-interacting protein 1
Exons: 5
Coding region: 258-842 (194 amino acids)
Source: RefSeq, a predicted model, not a curated record
AAUAAUCUCGAAACUAGAAGUCGAUUCUUCAUCAUUUCGUGUGUUUUCAAGCAAAAAGUAUCCGGCAUCUCGGACUUUUAUUAAAGACACAUCACAUAAUUAAAUUAAAGAAUAAGUAAAUAUUUGAAUGAAAUGGAAUAUAAAUUUGGAUAUUGUGUUUGCAUUGUACUGUAACUUGGACGUAUUUUUAAAUUCUUGUCUUGUCUUGAUAUAUUGCUUCUUCCGAGCGAAUUUGAAUAUUUUAUUUAAUAGCUAGAAUGGCUGAUAGUGCAGCAAUAGAAAGGGAAAAGCAUAUGAAACAAUUAAAACGUAGAAUGGAAUGUUGGCGUGAAGUGAUACUUCCAUUAAAUUCUAUUUUAUUAUGGGAACGAUCUUGGUAUCCUGGUCUUAUACUUGGAAUUACAACUACAAUAUUUUUUUUGAUAUGGAUGUUGGAACCUGCAAUACUUACAAUAAUAUCUGUCUCUCUUCUUAUAUUGGCUUUGGUUGAUUAUCUUGUACCACCUGUAUCAUCUUUGCUAAGUCCUGUUAACAAAUGGACUGGCCAGAAAGAGAAAAAAUUAAAUGAAAUUUGCCAAAAUUUAUCUAUCAUAAUUUUACAGUUACAAAGUCUAUGGAAAUUAAUGUUAAAGACAAGAAAUGAUCGUCCUAAUGUUUAUUAUGCAGGAAUAAUAACUUGUCUCAUUAUUUGUAUAUGGAUUGGAAGCACAAUUAAUAAUUUGCUGUUGUUUUAUAUAACAGUGAAUAUUCUUUUACUUACACCAGGAUUCAGAUAUAAAGGACGAGCAAUGUCAGUUAUAUCAUAUGUGCGCGAUUCUUUAUCUCAUGAUAAACAAUCAUAAUCAUCAUUUUGUAUGUGUUUUUCUUCAUUCUCUGUGAGACUUAUCUACAAUAAAUUAAUUCGUAAUUUAUUAAUUCAUAAAUAGGGAAAACUAGCUUUUCAGCUUUUUAAAAGUACAAUUAUUGUUAUAUAAAUUAUGCUUUCAUUUUCUUUCAUCAUUUUAUGUAAUAUUUAUUAUUGCAUGCACUUCAUUUUAUAUGCAUUUUUAUACUCCAAAUGUACUUAACAUUAUUCUUCAUUCAUUAAUAACAAAUUUCAUCUUUCAUCAGAAUUCAUUUUCAUAAAAGAAGUAAUUAUGUAAGUAAUAUAGUUAACAUGUUUAUCUAAAGAAAUUUAAUUUAAUAUUGGCGUUAAUUUUAUUUUUUCAUGAUGAUCAUAUUUAAAAUAUUUGAAAAU